Messenger RNA from Ornithodoros turicata, 748 nucleotides. RefSeq names its product EKC/KEOPS complex subunit TPRKB-like. Bases 16 to 681 code for a protein of 221 amino acids. The transcript has a single exon. Gene Ontology annotation, biological process: tRNA threonylcarbamoyladenosine modification. Gene Ontology annotation, cellular component: nucleus; cytosol; EKC/KEOPS complex. NCBI's taxonomy places the organism in Eukaryota, Metazoa, Arthropoda, Arachnida, Ixodida, Argasidae. The record is from RefSeq and is a predicted model, not a curated record.
AUAGUACCUUUGGCUAUGGCAAACUUUGACAGUGGCUCGUGCUUUGACUUUGACUUUGACGACCGACGCAGUCGCUACAAGCUACAACACGACGAACGCACAAGACCGUUGACACGACUAUACCAAAUUCACAAUUUAGCGAUCAAAUUACACUCAGUGAUGGCAGCUGAGGUAAUUGAAAACAACAACGGAAAAACGACUUCCGUGUUGUUAUUCACUGAAGUGACAAACAGCAGUGCUAUCAAGAACAAGGUAAUAGCAGAGGACAUCCCCGCAUGUGUGAUUCGCGCGGAGUUUAUCUUGGACCUGUUUCAGCUACAGUGUGCUGUGAAAAAGGCACUCGUUAACAAUAUAAACGGUGCUAUGAAAACCAGGAAAGUUACGACUGAAGUUUUAUAUCAACUUUCACCGACUAAGAAUAUCAGAGAGUCGCUUCGUACAUUCGGUGCCCGCGACGACGAAAGGACUAUAGUGGUGGUUUUGAUUAAUGAUGAAGAGAAUCGCCACCAAACACUACUUCGAGAAUCAAUUAACGGAGUCCAAGUAGGACUGGACAGACUUUCAGAAUUUUCAAAUGCUGCUGCUCUGCAGAAUAUGUUCAAGAUUGGAGAGAAAGAAAUGUCCGUUGGUGGACUACUGGAUGGAAUUAUUACGCGUAUGGCUGUCAAAGAUAUUGCGUAAUAUGUCUAUUGCAACAGAUACAGACUAUUGAGGUGUUUUGUGUAUAUUAAAAUGUGUAUUACGCAGA